AUGGCUUCUUUCUUUCUUUUUCCUUUCUGUCUCUUGUUGUUCUUCUGUUGCGUUUUCUUGUCCUUUUCUUGUGAAAAGCUUCGCAGCAAAUUAUGUAUUUCCGGUUCCUUUUGCCAUUUAUUAACUUCUUUAUUCUCAUUCCCAUUUUCUUGUUUAUUUUUCUAUGAUUUAUUCCUUUCGAUCCAAUUCAUAUUUUCCCUUCCUUACAAAUUCUUUCGUUCUUUUUUCGCUUCUUUUGCUUCUUUUUUGUUAAUAUCUAUCUAUCUAUCUAUCUAUCUAUCUAUCUAUCUAAACCUGUUAUCUAUCUAUCAUAUCCAUCUAUCUAUCUAUCUAUCUAUCUAUCUAUCUAUCUAUCUUUAUUUAUUUAUUUAUUUCUAUCUAUCUAUCUAUCUAUCUAUCUAUCUUUUUUAUCUAUCUAUCUAUUUCAUUGUGUUAUUCUAUUCAUCUAUGGACAUAUCUAUCUAUCUAUCUAUCUAUCUAUCUUUAUUUAUUUAUUUAUUUGGACAUUAUAGAAUUCUUAUUUUUCUUUUUUUUUUCUUUCUUUUUUUUUCAUUGUUUUUAUUCUUUCUUUUUAUUUGGAUAUGUCUUUCUUUCUUGUUCUUCCUUUCUUUCUUUCUUUUCUUUCUCUUCAAUCUCUUGAUAAUUCUUUCUUUUUUUUCUUUCUUUUCUUUUCUUUCUUUCUUUCUUUCUUUGGACAUGAUAAAAUCUCUUGAUAAUUCUUUCUUUCUUUUUUCUUUCUUUCUUUCUUUUUUGGACAUGAUAGAAUCUCUUGAUAAUUCUUUUCUUUCUUUUCUUUCUUUCUUUCUUUCUUUGGACAUGAUAGAAUCUUGA
Messenger RNA from Acanthosepion pharaonis, 831 nucleotides. The record is from the annotation of a GenBank genome assembly. Lineage: Eukaryota; Metazoa; Mollusca; Cephalopoda; Sepiida; Sepiidae.